Annulohypoxylon maeteangense is the source of this 2089-nucleotide messenger RNA. RefSeq lists its product as uncharacterized. NCBI's taxonomy places the organism in Eukaryota, Fungi, Ascomycota, Sordariomycetes, Xylariales, Hypoxylaceae. The record is from RefSeq and is a predicted model, not a curated record. The transcript has 3 exons. Gene Ontology annotation, molecular function: ATP binding; ATP hydrolysis activity. Bases 1 to 1674 code for a protein of 557 amino acids.
AUGAACUUUGAUGCUUACAAGGCUGCAUUAUCAGGGGAUGAGGGACAAGACAAAGCGGAUACAGGUGUUGAGAAAGACCAUAGCAUUCGGACAUAUAAUUCCAAAUUCGAAGAGAUCAAAGAAAUUCGACAGGAUGGCGAAAUUACCACGGUUAUUCGAUCUCUAAACCAGUAUAAGCAGAAUGCUGCGAAUCAACGGCGGUUCGGAAAAUUCUCUCUACUCCUCCACCGCAUAGUUAGCAAUAACAAUACACAAAAUCCUAUCUUGCAGCUCGAAAUCCAAUCUGAUAUCUUACGCAACGAGUUCCGCCGGCUCGCAUCACAUUUCACAAGCAUCAAUCUCUAUAAGAAUCCAAUCGUCAUACAUGAACCGUUUCGGGAGAUAUAUCACUGCAAGGAUCAAAUCCAAGAUGCAUUACAUAAGGCUUCAACGGAAACACGUCAAGAGCUCCAACUCUUGGUUGAUUUCCAGAUCUGGUACAUGUCCCACACUAUUGAGACGAUAAGGUCGUUUAUAGAGAGCAGGACUAUCGACUUUGAAUGGCUCUGGAGUUUAUUCAAACCUGGCUCACAUAUCAUUAUUCAAGAGGCCAGAUCAUCAUACGCACCGAUAGAAUGGUGUACUGUUUUGAAGUCAUACGAUACUAGUGUCCAAGACGGCACUGGGCGAUGGUCAAUCUGUGUGACACACACAGGUUUCAAUGGGGAAACUUUUGGAAAUGUUGAGUCCACCUUCACAUUCCCUUCGUUUUCUGGUACUCUCCCCAUCUCGCAACUACCUGCCUAUCCAUUACAGUUCCACAAAAGUCAGGAAAGUCUCAAGGAUAUGAUAGUCGAUCGAGGGAAAAUGUAUCAGCAAUACUGCAUCGCUAGUAGGAAAGGAUUACAAUCGCCAAUUGGAAGCUCGAUGGCAUAUGAGGGUCCUUUUUGGAAAGUUUCCACCGAGGAUGACGACCCCCGGGGCUUUCAGAUGAUCAAAUCCCCUUCAUAUAAUACACAAGGCAGAGUCGUUGUUGAUGUUGAUGGUUUCUUCAACUGCUAUCCCCGAUUCAGGGACACUCUAAUUACGGAAUCAAACGAAAAUGACAUAAGUAAUGAUGCAAAUGAUUCUAUCGAUUCCGCUACUCUAAUACAGGAAUCCUUAUCCACAGAACAACUGUUGACCUGUUCACCGUUCGUCCCGGUAUUCUCUUUUACGACUCAUGAAUGGGGUCUUGUUCCUAUAAAUGGUUUAGACAACAUCAUUUGGGAUACUGUUGUCUAUGAUAAGCUCGAAGUAAAGGAGGAUGUGAAAAACAUAUUGCGCGUCCUUGUUAAUGGGCAUUCCAACCACUCACCUAAUUUUGAUGAUUUCGUCCAGGGGAAAGGGCGUGGGUUGGUCCUCCUUCUUCAUGGGCCCCCGGGUUGUGGAAAGACUAUGACAGCCGAAAGCAUCGCCGAAUCACUCAAGAAGUUACUCUAUAGAGUGAGUAGCGAUAAACUUGGUACAUCAAUUCACGAAAUGCAUAGACGAUUAGAGUCAACAUUUGACUUGGCUGCCCGCUGGGGCGCAAUCUUACUUCUCGAUGAGGUUGAUGCUUUCCUAGCGCAGCGCCAUGGUGAGAUCGCUGAGAAAAAUUCUUUACUCCCAGGUCAGACAUCCAUAGACUUUUGUGCUCAAUCCCUUAUCACUUAACAUACCUCCAUUUUGCUAAUUAUACUUUCUUGAAGUAUUCUUACGGCUUUUGGAAUAUCAGACUGGGGUCUUGUUCCUAACAACCAAUCGAGUCAUGGACAUUGACAGCUCCUUACACUCCCGAAUUCACAUAUCUAUUUCAUACGAGGAGCUCACAUAUAAACAAAGGGGGUCAAUAUGGGCAAAUCUCGCGAACGAAAGGUGUGGAUGCGUUCUUUCUGAUAAGCAAGUAUUGCUACUCAGUCAACUACCUUUGGAUGGUAGGGCGAUUAAGAAUAUCCUGAGACUUGCCUCCUUGCACUCUACUACACACAGUGAGAAUGGAUAUAAUACUCAGUUCUCUGAUAUAAAAGCGGUAUUGCCCUUUGCUAUUAGAGAUAUCGGCGAUGAGAGUACAGGGGUGGGCCAACAAAGC